AGCAUGCAAUUACUAAAAUUGAGAGAACUCCAUCACUUACAGCUAUUCCUCCUGCCUUUAUGUUAAAAUCAGAAGAACAUGGCUUCUCCAACUGUUAAUUAUCCAUCAAUUAUCAUGCCAUCAAGGAAAUGCUGGAUGAUCAAUCAAAAGCUAUCACAAGUCAGAGCUCAGAGCAAUAAAGAUGAAGUAGAAAAAAACGGCAAGAGAUCAUGGCGUGCAGAUGUACGAGUUUUGAGGGAAAGAAUAGAAGAGGUGAAGACCAAAGAAAGAUUGGAGAAAUCCUUGGCAUGUAAACAGGGUUGGAAUUACUACUCAACUACUAGAGCAAGUUAUGACAAGAAUCAAAAGAGAAAAAUAGAUUAUUUAUCUCAAAGUGUUGAAUUUUUCGGUAUGGUUUGUGGGACUUUUAGCUGCACUAUUCUUGGCUGCACACUUUGCCUGUACCUCACUUCUACUAUAAUUCAUUUGAAUCCUUGAAUCUUAUAUAUACACAUAAAAAGGAAAAAUAUAUAUAA
Molecule: messenger RNA, 515 nt
Organism: Capsicum annuum
Lineage: Eukaryota; Viridiplantae; Streptophyta; Magnoliopsida; Solanales; Solanaceae
Exons: 2
Coding region: 79-477 (132 amino acids)
Source: RefSeq, a predicted model, not a curated record